GAACACAAAAGGUGAGAGUACUUGGCCAACUUGGUUUCGUCAGUGUCGCGCGUGCUAUUCGUAUGUUUAUACUGGUGUUUUUUUUUCCUACUUCUGUGUGGCCAUUUGUUUGUUUACGUUUCAUCGCGCUUUUUUUACAACAAAAAUGUAUUUUUGAUUCUUUGUUCGCCUUGUUCCGCUGUUUGACUGUGCAGUUUUUGUGCAUGACAAUCUUUUUGCUUGCAUUCUUCGUUUCUUUCUUACAUUUAUUUUCAAGCGAAAUCGUUCUAUAGCCGUAGUUGUUAUUCGGCUAUAGUUCGAUGUCGAUGUAACGAUAGACAUCGAUGUCGUCGUCCCAAAACGACUGAUAAAUCAAGGAGAGAGAUACAGAUUUUUCGUUGCUUUCGUAUACACAGAGAGAAACAUUCUAUUUUCGUUUUUGUCGUCAUUCUAUUGUUGUUGUUACACUUGCAUUGCCGUAUUUUGUGUUUUCCAUUCGCAGUUAGUGUGUGUGAUUCCUGUCAAAAGUGUGCGAUUUCCGUGACAUCGCCGCAUAUUUUGACCCAAAAUUGUUGUAAAUUUCAGAUUUUCAACAUCAAAUCUACUCAUUCGAAUGAAAAGACGAACAAUUCCUCACAAAAAAGAAGCAGAGAAAAAAAACAUUUGUGUUUACAUAAAGCUAAAUUUCAUUGUGUACUCGAAAACAAUACGCGUUUUUGUUGUCUCCAUUCUCGUUACAGAUUUUCAUUCAUUUCGGCCAAAAAUCCGAUCAUAUCACAUGAAACAAAAUCAAAAAAAAAAAAAUACAAAAUGUAAAACGCAUAACUACACCGAGUGACAGUUGCGAAAUAAACAACAUAUUAUGUAUAAGAACAUGACGUAUAGAAUAGACUGAUAGACAAUAUAUAAUAAUUUUUUUGCCCGAAUUUAUGCAAUCGCUGAGCGAAAUGUGCAACAUUUGACAUACACUUUAUCGCACGCAUUGCUCUCUCACUACACUCUCACACACGAACGAUAAAGCGGGAAAAAGAAACCGCGCGUAAGAAUGUUGCGAUGUACGAUCAUCGCUUUCAGUUUAUUACGCUUCGAUUCAUUAUUAUUUCAUCAUUGCUAGUGCAGUUAUGCACCAUGGAAGUGGAUGAGAAAAUAGAGGAGAACAACAGGCAAAUGCCGGAUUUUUCCAGCAUUCGAGGCAAAAAGGCACUCAUCAGCCCAACACAUGAACAAUUCGAUUUAUUGAAGAAAUUAUUGGAAAAUCGCAUUAUUGACAGCGGCGGCGAAACGAUUUUCGAAAUUGGCGCCGGCGACAACGAAGAAAAUGGACUUGAACCAGAUGAAUAUGAUGCUUCCGUGGCAACAUUUCAAUCAUUAGCGGCUACUCUGAAUGCAGACUGUGUUGAAUUGCGACAGCGUCCAUCGGACAAGGGAAUGACAGGACAAUUUUUGAUUCGAAGGCGGGUUGAUCAAGAUGAUUUUAUGGAAAUUAGAGUUGCUGUAGUUGGUAAUGUAGACGCUGGCAAAUCAACGCUGUUAGGAGUGCUGACACACGGUGAAUUGGACAAUGGCAGAGGACAUGCCAGACAGAGGCUAUUUCGACACAAGCACGAAAUGGAAAGCGGUCGAACCAGUUCGGUGGGCAACGAUAUUUUAGGAUUCGACAGUGUGGGAAAGGUUGUUAAUAAGCCAGAUCAUGGUACACUGGAUUGGGUGAAGAUUUGCGAGAAAUCCGCUAAAGUGAUAACAUUCAUUGAUUUGGCCGGUCAUGAACGUUACUUGAAAACUACCGUGUUCGGAAUGACGGGACACGCGCCAGAUUUUGGAAUGUUAAUGAUCGGUGCAAAUGCUGGUAUUGUUGGAAUGACAAAAGAGCAUCUUGGUUUGGCGCUGGCAUUGUCCGUGCCGGUGUUUGUGGUGGUCACCAAAAUCGAUAUGUGUCCACCGAAUAUUCUCCAAGACAAUUUAAAAUUGUUGUGCAAAGUGUUAAAAUCGCAAGGAUGUCGUAAGGUGCCGGUGAUGGUUCGAACAUCGGACGAUGUUGUGCUCAGUGCUACGAAUUUCGUGUCGCAACGUUUGUGCCCAAUCUUUCAAGUAUCAAAUGUUACGGGUGACAAUUUGGAUCUGUUGAAAAUGUUCCUUAAUUUGUUGACAACGCGAAUGGGUGGAAUGGAGAAAUAUCCGCCCGAAUUUCAAAUCGAUGACACUUAUUCAGUUCCGGGUGUUGGCACAGUGGUAUCGGGUACAACGUUACAAGGUGUAAUUCGACUGAAUGACACAUUGCUGCUGGGUCCAGAUGCAUUGGGACAUUUCACACCGAUUGCCAUCAAAUCGAUCCAUCGAAAGCGAAUGAAUGUCGGCGAGGUGCGUGGCGGUCAAACGGCCAGUUUUGCAUUGAAGAAAAUUAAACGGUCGCAAAUUCGAAAAGGAAUGGUACUCGUGAGCCCUGAACUCAAUCCAAAAGCCUGCUGGGAAUUUGAUGGUGAAAUCGUUGUACUGCAUCAUCCGACCACCAUAUCGUCACGAUACCAAGCGAUGGUGCAUUGCGGCAGUAUUCGUCAAACCGCAUCGAUAUUGUCAAUGUCAAAGGAUAUGCUAAGAACAGGUGACAAAGCCCGUGUUCGCUUCCGAUUCAUCAAGCAUCCCGAAUAUUUGCGGCCACAGCAACGGUUGGUGUUCCGUGAGGGACGCACAAAAGCCGUGGGCAAUGUCAUCGAACCCAUCACAAAUACGGUGCAUCGACCAAAUGCCAAUCAAAAGCCACAAAAAAUGCACUCAAGAGGACAAUCGAAGCAGCAACAGCAUCAGCACCAGCAACAGCAGCAGCAGCAGCAGCAGCAGAACGAAAAUCAAAACCAAAAUCCAAAUGCACAGCGUGAACCACCGGCUGGCGGCGGUGUCGGCACCAUCGGCCAAACGGUUGGUGUAAAAGACGCAGAUCUGGUCAAAAAUACAGCACUACCAAUGGACGGUGUCAUCGCAAUUGGCGUCGACAAACGUGACUUACACCAUCGUGGCCGAACGAAACGACAAAAUUAAUCCAACAACCCAAACCCAACCACAUAUAAUUUACCAAACUUUUUUUUCUCCUUCACUUUUCUUGAUCUUUCUCAUGAGUACGAUUUUUUUUUUGCUUGGAUUCAGUUGUUGCUCCGAAAGAAAGAUGAAAAAAGAAAAUGCUUUGUCAUAGGCUAAACAAGCAACUUUGAUCAAUUCGAUUGAUACUGUAGGAAAUGUCAGUCGCUGAACGACGAAGUUUUAUGUUUAUUCAAAGCAUUCUUAUGAUUCGUCAUUUUUUUUUGGUAGAAACAAUUGCCCUUUCUACGCUCAACUAUGAUCUAAACACAAAAUGUAAAAUGUAAAAACUGUAGCAAUUUUGACACUUCUUCAUUUAAGAAAAUCGUUCUUUUUCGUUUCGUUUGCAUGAUUCUUCUUUUUUUCAUACGUUUUUUUUUUCAUAAACCAUACGAAUGAAUGUCGUAGCAAAUUAAAAAAAAAGAAAGAAGAAUAAGAGAAGUUUAGAAGAAAAGAUGAUAUAUUUUUCGAAGAAAGAAAAUGAAAUCAACUAAGAUUUCAUACCAUUUUACCAAAAUGUAUAAUGAGCAAUGGAUCCACACUUAAUAAAUACAAUUUCAUGAUGAAUUCAAA
Sitodiplosis mosellana (orange wheat blossom midge) is the source of this 3621-nucleotide messenger RNA. It is a transcript of the gene GTPBP1, whose product is annotated as GTP-binding protein 1. Gene Ontology annotation, biological process: translational elongation. Gene Ontology annotation, molecular function: GTP binding; GTPase activity; translation elongation factor activity. The transcript is spliced from 8 exons. NCBI's taxonomy places the organism in Eukaryota, Metazoa, Arthropoda, Insecta, Diptera, Cecidomyiidae. The record is from RefSeq and is a predicted model, not a curated record. The coding region runs from base 1033 to 3012 and encodes 659 amino acids.